GAGUUGCAAGAGACCGGCGGUAGGCCGGUUGAUUCCUUCCUCUGGCGAUUCAUCGGGGACUACAAGUACAAGCCAGUCUCACCCAUCUUCCAGCACGACUGUUUGCGGCCUGAUCGAGCUGCUUUUGUCCACGCCCAUUUGCGUAGCCAACUGACGGGCCUCGCUCUUGAGGCGACGCUGGCUCGGGCAGCCGCCUUGGCUGCCUCCGAUGUUACUCGGGUUGAAUGCGGGGCUGAUCAUGCGAAUGAGACGCAUGUCUCGGACACAGAUUUGACUGGUCGCUCCAGUAGGCUGAGCUCAAGAGCCUCGGAAAACGCGGAAGGUGCCCAAACCACCAUAGCCGCGGAUGGAAUGACUCUAAGAACGGCCAAGUUCGACGGGAAAGCAGGCCAGGGAGGACCGGCAAAAUCAAAGGACCUCGAAUCUACCUCGUUCACACUGCCUGAAAUCGUCGGCCCGUUUGACCAUUCGCAUCGUCAUGAUCACAGUCUCGGCUCUCGUAGAUUGACCGGCCGAUCCGAAUUCCUAUAUUCGGCUGUUGACGGCCAGCUGGGCAUCAGAUCAUCGCGUUGUUCUUCGCCACAAAUGACCUCCGCUCGGCUGGGCGAUUUGGGAUCUGAAUGCUGCUGCAAAGUAGGUUUACGGCAUCGUGCUCGAAUCCCACGACCGAAUCAUCCAGAUUUUGACAAUACCGGUUGCACUUCCGGACGUAGCCGAAUUAACUCGUAUGGACAUCAAGCUGGUGCGUGGUUACUACUAUUUUCACUAAUAUUUCUUUUUAACUUUGUCCUCUUUUUUAUGUAA
Messenger RNA from Protopolystoma xenopodis, 804 nucleotides. NCBI's taxonomy places the organism in Eukaryota, Metazoa, Platyhelminthes, Monogenea, Polystomatidea, Polystomatidae. The record is from the annotation of a GenBank genome assembly.